CGCAAUGAAAAACAAGGCAAUUACAAUGAAGGUGUUGGAAAGAACCUUAUCGCAAUGAUAAAGUAUCUGUCCGUGGUUUCUUUACUUGCAUAUUCUUUCAGUCCCGCCCUCUCACGUCCGUAUAUAUACAACGGAGAAAAAACUAACCCGGUAGCGAUUCGACUUACAGCUCGAGCAUCAAGAUGAUGAUCUCCCAAUUGAACGAGUUGGAAAAGGAAACGUUUGCACAGUUUAAGGAAAACAUCAAAGAUUGCAAAUUGAUUGAUUCGAGUGAUGAUUACAUCGUCAAAUGGCUCAUUGCUCGAAAUUUUGACGUUGAUCAAGCUGAGAAGAUGCUUCGACGCUCGUUGGAAUGGAGACGUGCGAACCGAAUCGACGAAAUCGUAGAGCAAUGGGAGCCACCGGUGGCUCUGGUCAAAUACUAUCCGAUGGGAAUUAUUGGUAACGAUAAACAAUCAUGUCCUGUAUGGAUCGUGUCGUUCGGCAAUGCUGAUUGGAGGGGAAUUUUGCAAUCGGUCAGUAAACGAGAUUAUAUGCGGUACGUUUGUUACAUGGCCGAAAAGAGUUUCCACGAGAUGAGGAAAAAUGCGUUGCAAACGCAAAAACCAGUCACUUAUCAAACAUUUAUUAUCGAUAUGGAUGGAUUAUCGAUGAGACAAAUGUCCUACAGGCCUUUUAGAGAAGUUGGAAUCGAAGGGAUCAAGCUAUCCGAAGCAAAUUAUCCCGAAAGUCUUCGUCGCGUAUUCAUAAUCAAUGCACCCAAGGCCUUCACGUUCGUCUUUUCCAUGGUGAAACCAUUUUUGCAUCAGGUGACAUUGGAUAAAAUCAGCGUCUUUGGUUUCGAUAAAAAUGAAUGGAGCGCUGCUUUGCUGAAAGAAAUCGAUGCGGAUCAACUUCCAGUUUAUUACGGUGGCACAAUGACCGACUCGAAUGGAGACCCAAAAUGUUCCAGCAAGGUUUGCACGGGAGGAGAAGUACCACAAUCUUAUUACCUGGAAGUGGUUAAACCGACGCCCAAGAAGUACAUGACGUCGUUGGCGUUGUCCAGUGGCAGCAAAAAGAAACUUGAAUACAAAAUAAUUCAAGCCAAUUCAGUGCUCAAGUGGGAAUUUAUGACGGAGGAAGGUGACAUUGGAUUCGGUAUCCAUUACAUUGAGAGAAACGGUGAGAGGGUAGAUCUAGUCAACAACGAAAGAAUUGAAAGUAAUUUGAUUAUGGAAGAAGGUGAAGUUGUUUGCACUCGGCCAGUCCUCUAUGUCGUGGAAUUUGAUAAUAGUUACAGUUACCUCCGAUCAAAGAAAAUUUGGUACCGCAUCAUCAUCGAUCUCCCUUCAUCCACUACACCGUACGAGGAAUUCGAUCGGAAAUAAGAAUGAAAUUGCAAAUGAUCGAUAGUGUUUAUUCCUUUAGACAAACGUUUGUAGUUCUGUAAAUGAAUGCUUUUAAUUUCUUACGUUAUUGCCGUACUAUUGUGGAAUUUCACAAGCGUUGGCAAUAAGGUUUACGUCUUUUCAAAAUCUAUCAUUGCCGCUUAACCUGAUCAAGCCUCACGUAUUCGAUUCGGGCGGAAAAAGUUAUAGAACGUCCAACAAAUUGGCAAUUAUUUAAUGUUUUAAAGAAAUAAAAGGUUUCCGGUUAAAAUGUUUA
This is a messenger RNA of Daphnia magna, 1647 nucleotides long. RefSeq names its product SEC14-like protein 2. Gene Ontology annotation, cellular component: cytoplasm. NCBI's taxonomy places the organism in Eukaryota, Metazoa, Arthropoda, Branchiopoda, Diplostraca, Daphniidae. The transcript is spliced from 11 exons. The coding region runs from base 183 to 1370 and encodes 395 amino acids. The record is from RefSeq and is a predicted model, not a curated record.